Molecule: messenger RNA, 874 nt
Organism: Salvia miltiorrhiza (redroot sage)
Lineage: Eukaryota; Viridiplantae; Streptophyta; Magnoliopsida; Lamiales; Lamiaceae
Product: putative 4-hydroxy-4-methyl-2-oxoglutarate aldolase 3
Exons: 2
Coding region: 164-664 (166 amino acids)
Biological process (GO): regulation of RNA metabolic process
Molecular function (GO): ribonuclease inhibitor activity
Source: RefSeq, a predicted model, not a curated record
AGAAGACGAGACGAUUUUGAAUGUUUGGAAUGAUGUCAGGCUGAUGCAACAUCAACUGCGACGGACAAGAAUAUAUAGCAACUCAUUAUCUUAGAUCUGCUGCGCUUUCACAAUUUAAUUUCCAUCGGUGGAUGCUGCGAUUUCUCCUCGACCGACAAGACAUAUGGGUUCGUUGGCAACUGCCGAUGUUUGCGACACGAAUGCGGCGCUGCUGCCAAGCGGCGAUCUCCGAAUCCUUCCGCCUGUUUUCCAGAUGUACGGGCAAUGCCGCGCAUUCUCCGGUGAGAUUGUGACUGUGAAGGUGUUGGAAGACAAUGUGUUGGUGAGGGAGCUUCUUGCAACGAAAGGAAAAGGCAGAGUUCUUGUGAUAGAUGGGGGAGGAAGCAUGAGGUCUGCGUUGCUGGGUGGAGUUCUGGCGCAGUUGGCUCAUGACAUGGGUUGGGCUGGGAUUGUCGUCAAUGGCUGUAUACGAGAUGUAGAUGACAUCAACGGCUGUGCCAUUGGUGUAAGGGCGUUGGCGUCGCAUCCCCGGAAACCAUUCAAAAAGGGCACCGGCGAAAAGCACGUGCCCAUUACUAUUGCAGGAACCCUAAUUCACGAUGGGGAGUGGUUGUAUGCAGAUGCUGAUGGCAUCCUCAUUUCCAAAGGGGAACUCUCUAUCUAGCUACUUUCUUUUCUUCUACAUCAUUACCAACUGUUUCUAUUUCCAACUUACCUCGUAUUUUCAAUUUGGUGUGUUGUGAACCCUUUUUCUGUAAUAAAAAUGUAAUUCAAUUAAUGUGAUCAGUGAAUUAGUAUAUAUUUUCAAUUUGAUGUCCAAAAACUUCCAUGUAGCGAAUUGAGACUGUGUAUUGAUGAGGUGAAUGUCCAUCAA